AUGCAACUGAGACCCGACAGUUGUACCCUGCCCCAAGGGCAGAGCGUGGCGGCAGGAGAGACAUUUUUUUACUGCGAGCACGAUAAGCCGAAAGUAGAGACGUCUUAUCGCAUACGCCUUAUUUCUGGCACAUCAAACCCUGCCCUAUCGGAAAGUGUGGCAAAGUUUCUGAAUAUUCCUCUCUGCAGCACGGACAUCAGCUGUUUUGCGAAUGGCGAACUAAACAUCAAGGUUAUAGAUGACGUGCGCGGCGAUGACUGUUUUGUCAUUCAACCCACGGCUGGAAAUGAACACACUGAACUCAACACAGCCAUGAUGGAGCUCUUGUUGCUGGUGCACACACUGAAGCUUUCUUCUGCUAAACGUAUCACUGCGAUUGUGCCGUAUUUUGCAUACAGCCGUCAAGACAGAAAGUCAGAGCCUCGCGUGCCUAUUUCAGCAUCAGCAGUGGCACAGCUAAUACAAUGCAUGGGCGUGGAUCGUGUGGUGACGUUGGACUUGCACUGUGGCCAGAUUCAAGGUUUUUUCCGGAAUAUGCCCGUGGAUAAUCUUCUUAUGUUUCCUGAAUUUGCAACAUAUAUAAUGAGACAACCGUGGUUUGUAAAGGAGAAGACGGUGGUGGUGUCACCUGAUGCGGGCGGUGUGGAACGCGCCAACGUUUUGGCUGAUCGCAUCGGUGCUAGCCACAUCGUAACAAUCCUUAAACGACGCGUGGAGGCUGGCAAGGUCGACUCCAUGCAGACCGUCGGCAACGUUGACGGCUACACUUGCAUCAUCGUAGACGACAUGGUGGACACGGCAGGUACUCUCUGCAAGGCAUGUAACCUGCUGAAAGAGAUGGGGGCGGUACACCUGGUGGCCUGCGCCAGCCACGGCAUUCUGACGGAUCCAGCGUGCGAGCGCAUCAACAACUGCAGCGCAUUGAGCGAAGUCGUUGUGUCAGACUCCAUUGCGCAGGGCGUCAACUCCCGAAAAUGCAGCAAACUGACGGUGCUCACCAUAGCGCCACUACUCGGAAGGUCCAUCGACAACCUUCACCGUGAGGCAUCGCUGUCCUCUCUUUUUUCAAAGGUGGGAACCCCCCAAUAA
Trypanosoma rangeli is the source of this 1089-nucleotide messenger RNA. Its product is annotated as putative phosphoribosylpyrophosphate synthetase. The transcript has a single exon. Gene Ontology annotation, biological process: 5-phosphoribose 1-diphosphate biosynthetic process; purine nucleotide biosynthetic process. Gene Ontology annotation, molecular function: magnesium ion binding; ribose phosphate diphosphokinase activity. Bases 1 to 1089 code for a protein of 362 amino acids. Gene Ontology annotation, cellular component: cytoplasm; ribose phosphate diphosphokinase complex. The record is from RefSeq and is a predicted model, not a curated record. Lineage: Eukaryota; Euglenozoa; Kinetoplastea; Trypanosomatida; Trypanosomatidae.